Oryctolagus cuniculus (rabbit) is the source of this 2753-nucleotide messenger RNA. It is a transcript of the gene PRKCE, whose product is annotated as protein kinase C epsilon. Gene Ontology annotation, biological process: protein phosphorylation. The record is from RefSeq and is marked provisional. Gene Ontology annotation, molecular function: diacylglycerol-dependent, calcium-independent serine/threonine kinase activity; ATP binding. NCBI's taxonomy places the organism in Eukaryota, Metazoa, Chordata, Mammalia, Lagomorpha, Leporidae.
CGGCACGGACGUUCCCGGCUCUCCCCGUCGUCGCCGCUUUCCGUUAGGAACCCGGCGAGGAAAUACAUGUCCUCGCUGAGACUCGCCCGCGCCGGGGCGCAGCGCCACAAGGUGUAAGGAGUGUGCGGGGUGGGGCGACAGGGGCCCCCGAGGUCCCCGCCGUCCGUUCUUCACCCCUGUCAUCCCCGCCCCGACCAUGGUAGUGUUCAAUGGCCUGCUGAAGAUCAAAAUCUGCGAGGCCGUGAGCUUGAAGCCCACAGCCUGGUCGCUGCGCCAUGCGGUGGGACCCCGGCCGCAGACUUUCCUGCUCGACCCCUACAUCGCCCUCAACGUGGACGACUCGCGCAUCGGCCAGACAGCCACCAAACAGAAGACCAACAGCCCGGCCUGGCACGACGAAUUCGUCACUGAUGUGUGCAAUGGGCGCAAGAUCGAGCUGGCCGUCUUUCACGAUGCCCCCAUCGGCUACGACGACUUCGUGGCCAACUGCACCAUCCAGUUCGAGGAGCUGCUGCAGAACGGGAGCCGCCACUUCGAGGACUGGAUUGACCUGGAGCCAGAAGGAAAAGUGUAUGUGAUCAUCGAUCUUUCAGGAUCGUCGGGUGAAGCACCUAAAGACAAUGAAGAGCGCGUGUUCCGGGAGCGCAUGCGGCCGAGGAAGCGGCAGGGGGCGGUCAGGCGCAGGGUCCACCAGGUCAACGGCCACAAGUUCAUGGCCACCUACCUUCGGCAGCCCACCUACUGCUCCCACUGCAGAGACUUCAUCUGGGGUGUCAUAGGAAAGCAGGGAUACCAGUGUCAAGUUUGCACCUGUGUCGUCCACAAGCGGUGCCAUGAGCUCAUCAUCACGAAGUGUGCUGGGUUAAAGAAACAAGAAACCCCCGAUGAGGUGGGCUCGCAGCGGUUCAGCGUCAACAUGCCCCACAAGUUCGGCAUCCACAACUACAAGGUCCCCACCUUCUGUGACCACUGCGGGUCCUUGCUCUGGGGCCUCUUGCGGCAGGGCUUGCAGUGUAAAGUCUGCAAAAUGAAUGUUCACCGUCGAUGUGAGACCAACGUGGCUCCCAACUGCGGAGUAGAUGCCAGAGGAAUCGCCAAAGUGCUGGCCGACCUGGGGGUCACUCCGGACAAAAUCACCAACAGUGGCCAGAGGAGGAAAAAGCUCAUCGCUGGUGCCGAGUCCCCACAGCCCACGUCUGGAAGCUCACCGUCCGAGGAAGAUCGGUCCAAGUCAGCACCCACCUCCCCCUGUGACCAGGAAUUAAAAGAACUUGAAAACAACAUCCGGAAGGCCUUGUCAUUUGACAACCGAGGGGAGGAACACCGGGCAGCAUCAUCCACCGACGGCCAGCUGGGGAGCCCCGAGAACGGUGAAGUGCGGCAAGGCCAGGCCAAGCGCUUGGGUCUGGAUGAGUUCAACUUCAUCAAGGUUUUGGGCAAAGGCAGCUUUGGCAAGGUCAUGCUGGCCGAGCUCAAGGGCAAAGAUGAAGUGUAUGCCGUGAAGGUCUUAAAGAAGGACGUCAUCCUCCAGGACGACGACGUGGACUGCACCAUGACGGAGAAGAGGAUCUUGGCUCUGGCGCGGAAGCACCCGUACCUAACCCAACUCUACUGCUGCUUUCAGACCAAGGACCGGCUGUUCUUCGUCAUGGAAUACGUCAACGGUGGGGACCUCAUGUUCCAGAUCCAGCGCUCCCGAAAAUUCGACGAGCCUCGUUCCCGGUUCUACGCUGCAGAGGUGACGUCAGCCCUCAUGUUCCUGCACCAACAUGGCGUCAUCUACAGGGAUUUGAAACUGGACAACAUCCUUCUGGAUGCUGAAGGGCACUGCAAGCUGGCCGACUUCGGGAUGUGCAAGGAAGGGAUUCUCAAUGGCGUGACCACCACCACCUUCUGUGGCACCCCUGACUACAUAGCUCCGGAGAUCCUGCAGGAGCUGGAAUAUGGCCCAUCGGUGGAUUGGUGGGCCCUAGGGGUGUUAAUGUACGAGAUGAUGGCUGGGCAGCCCCCGUUUGAGGCGGACAAUGAGGACGACCUGUUUGAGUCCAUCCUGCACGACGAUGUGUUGUACCCCGUCUGGCUCAGCAAGGAGGCCGUCAGCAUCCUGAAAGCUUUCAUGACCAAGAACCCCCACAAGCGCCUGGGCUGUGUGGCGGCCCAGAACGGCGAGGACGCCAUCAAACAGCACCCCUUCUUCAAGGAGAUCGACUGGGUGCUGCUGGAGCAGAAAAAAAUCAAACCACCAUUUAAGCCGCGAAUUAAAACCAAAAGAGACGUCAACAACUUUGACCAAGACUUCACGCGGGAAGAGCCGGUCCUCACGCUGGUGGACGAAGCCAUCGUGAAGCAGAUCAACCAGGAAGAAUUCAAAGGCUUCUCCUACUUCGGGGAAGACCUGAUGCCCUGAGGGCCGCCCCAGCUGGAGUUUGCUGUGCUGCAGGAAGAAGCCCCCAGAAGAUCCCUGUGUUCCAGAGGCUUGGAAGGUCUCAAACUGCUUCUCCUCCCUGGAGUCCCGGCCCCGUGUCCACUCUCUAUUUAUUGCAUUCCCUUCCCCGGCCACCCCUCCCUGUCCACCUGGUGACCAGAAGGAACUCUUGGCACUUGUCUCUGCAGCCAUGCCUACUCACAGUGGGUCAGCACUUGGCCGUGCACACUGCCGCGUGCGACUGUUGCCAAGCCUGGGGCCGCACCUUGGGGGCUCCUGGUGGUAAAAAGCAACUUCCGUUCUUUGACCACAAAGAAGAAGAAGAAAG